AAUUUCUGCCCCCUCUGCUACAUGCUCAUCACAGGUCUUCUGAAACUUUUCCUGUUUGCUCUAAGUGCUCUUACUCAUUACAAUUCAGCUGUUCCUGAAGGCAAACUUUUGUUCCGUGAAAGAGACCAAAGCAAAGAUUGAAUGUUUUUUGUGUUUCACCACCCUUCUCCACACUCUUGCAAAUUAAAUGCCUCCUCCUCCAGCCUACCCUUUUCUCUUCUGGCAGGGCACUGUUGCCCCAACAAGGGAAGCUUUGUCUUGCUUCUCCCACUCCCAGCACACGCUUGGCUUCCCUAUUGCCUUCUGUUUUCGCCUCUUGGAGACCCUGCAGUCUCCCCGCUUUCCUGCCCAGUAUUUUGGGACAGAGCUGCAGGUGUCCUGUACCACCUUCCUGGACAAAGGUUGGGCAGCGCAUCAGGUCCUAGGCUUUCUGGCCUUUUCUCCAAGCCUGCCCACUUCCAGAGACAGUCGGCCCAAUAUGUCAAGACCUCUGAUCACUAGAUCCCCUGCAUCUCCAUUGAACAAUCAAGGCAUCCCCACUCCAGCACAACUCACAAAAUCCAACGCACCAGUUCACAUUGAUGUGGGUGGGCACAUGUAUACCAGCAGCUUGGCCACGCUUACAAAAUAUCCUGAUUCCAGAAUCGGCAGACUCUUUGAUGGCACGGAGCCCAUCGUCCUCGACAGCCUCAAGCAGCAUUAUUUCAUCGACAGAGAUGGGCAAAUGUUCAGAUAUAUCUUGAAUUUUUUAAGAACAUCGAAACUCCUCAUUCCUGAUGAUUUCAAGGACUACAGUUUGUUAUACGAAGAAGCAAAGUAUUUCCAGCUUCAGCCCAUGCUAGGAGAGAUGGAAAGGUGGAAACAAGACCGGGAGAGUGGCCGCUUCUCAAAAUCUUGUGAAUGCCUGGUGGUGCGUGUUGCCCCAGAUCUCGGUGAGAGGAUUACACUGAGUGGCGAUAAGUCAUUGAUAGAAGAAGUGUUUCCAGAGAUUGGUGAUGUGAUGUGUAAUUCUGUCAAUGCCGGCUGGAAUCAUGACUCAACGCAUGUCAUCAGAUUUCCGCUGAACGGAUACUGCCACCUCAACUCAGUUCAGGUCCUUGAGAGGUUACAGCAAAGAGGAUUUGAGAUUGUUGGCUCAUGUGGAGGUGGAGUGGACUCUUCCCAAUUCAGUGAAUACGUACUGAGACGAGAACUCAGAAGGACAUCUCGUGCACCCUCCGUCAUUCGAAUAAAGCAAGAGCCUCUGGACUAAAAUGGACAUGUUUCUUUAUGCAAAAAAAAAAAAAAAAAAGAGGAAAAAAAAAAAGAGAGGAAAAAAGGGGGAACGUUUCAUGUGCAGUUUGGACUCCAAACAAGUCCUGCAAGUGAAUAAAAGACACAUUUAUAUCAAAUAUAGAGACCACACCUGAAUUCAUAUGGGAACACUUGGAAUAGUGGUAAUAAUAAAAACCUCAAGGUGUAGAAGAAAAUACAGCCAUACAUAUAUAUAUGUACAUACAUACGUAUAUAUAUGUAUGCAUACAUCAAAGGGUAGGAAAUGCAAUGACAAACAAGUGGUAGAUGAGGUUGGUGCUGUGAUGGCCAUUAAGUGUCCUAAGACUUACUUGGGUCCACUUAAUGGUGUACAAGCCAUUACCAUGGGGGGAUUCAUAGACAGCUCAUAACAAAUUUUUCAUUUCCAAACACUCAUUCAAUUUUUAAUGUCUACACACCUUGAUUCAACUCUACUUGCAUAUGGAGGUUUUAUGUCUGUCUUUUAGAGGUGGAUGGGCAGGCGUUCAGGAGAUGACCAUUCAUUGCAUUGAAAAGCUACUCAAAUGAAAUUUUAAAUGUAGUUUGUACAGAAGUCGCACACGUUUUGUCUGCCCUCACAGAUGUGAAAGCUUAACUUUUCUUUUGAAUGAAUUUUUUGGGUUUUUUUUUUUGUUUUGUUUUGUUUUUUCAUUUUGUUUUGUGUUUUUUCAAAGGGGGCCAGAAUAAUUAAUAUUUGGUAGAGAUGCUCUGGUUUGAAUCUGCUGCUUUCCUACAAUUUUUCAAAUUUUAUAAUGUAUUAAAUACAAUAAACUCUGUUUAAAGUAAUAAAGGUCUGAUUUCAGCCAGCAGGAGCAGAGAGGUGGGGUUCAGCUCCCUGCGCUCUGGCACAGUGCACAGAGAUGAAGGCAGCAGGCGUUGUGCGGGCAUUGUGUUCUGGGGUCUUCCUUCAGGACUGUCCUUAAGAUUUGUCCUGGUUUGAAGAGACAAGCUCAAAAAACAGCACCAAUCCAGCCCAGGGAAACCCAUCUGAAAUGGAUGCCUGAGUUUGUAAGUGUUGAUGUAACAACGCUUGCAUCAUUUCCUCUAACUGAAGAGCAGGCAGCUUCCAUUUUCAAUGACCUUGCCCUGCUGCAUGUUAACCAGCCAGUUUGUUUUCGUGCCCUUCAUUUCCCUUGUUCAGACCUAGUGUUCUUCUCCCUAGGGAGUGAGCCCCUCAGCUCCUCACGCUGCACCGUGGCUGACAGCAGGCAAUGGGUGAGUCCUGCAAGGCCAUCCUAGAGCCAGCCCAACUCCAUGAGGCCACCACAUGGCCCUCUCCCAGGGAGAUGCUUCUGCCACAUGAGAUGAACCAGCAACCACUUUCUUUCCUCUGAAGUACCUUUUUAUGCAAUAUUCCAGAAUAUGACUGUGUACUCAUCCCGGUAUGGAAGUUUCUAUCGAAGCAGUGGUGCCGGCGUUACAUUCAUUUUGGUGACACUUUGCUAUUUAUUUAAGAAAAGAAAAAAGAAAUUGUUGAAGUAAAUACAUGUAAUAAGGUUUUUAAUAUAGUCUGAUAACUCAAAGCUACCAUUUUUUUCUGUUUUCCAUUGAAAUUUGUCAGAGGGCAUACUUAAAUAGCUCUUUGGCAGCACCUAUCAAUGGGGUUUUGAAACUACUGAGAUAUGGAAAUGGGUGGAAGGGGGGGCUCCAUAAAUGAAGAUUCCUGAGCAGGUUAUUGGGUCUUCAAUGUGAUGCUGAUCUGUCUACUCACAGUACUGAAACAGCUGCCUCACUGAAAGUGCUUGUUUUCAAUCAGCAGCAAGUAGUCCUCAUACCAAAUAAAUGCUUGCUCUUUCUACCCAAAA
Messenger RNA from Lagopus leucura (white-tailed ptarmigan), 3098 nucleotides. RefSeq names its product potassium channel tetramerization domain containing 1 (gene KCTD1). Gene Ontology annotation, molecular function: transcription factor binding; transcription corepressor activity. Lineage: Eukaryota; Metazoa; Chordata; Aves; Galliformes; Phasianidae. The coding region runs from base 188 to 1252 and encodes 354 amino acids. The transcript is spliced from 5 exons. Gene Ontology annotation, biological process: negative regulation of DNA-templated transcription; protein homooligomerization. The record is from RefSeq and is a predicted model, not a curated record. Gene Ontology annotation, cellular component: nucleus.